CCUCGGGCUCCCCGCCCACAGACCCCCCGCAGGCAGCUUCGAGCUGCCCGGAGGCCGGUGGCGCGCGUGACUCUCGUCCGCCGUGCGAGGGGUGUGCCUCCAGCAGCCCAGGGCUCGGAAGGGGGACGCCCCGGGCUCGGGGCCACUGCUCUCCCUUUCUCGUUGUCGCAGACGCCCUCCCGGGGGGCGUCCCGCAACCGGCGCGAUGAGUGCCAACGAGGACCAAGAGAUGGAACUGGAAGCUCUACGUUCUAUUUAUGAAGGAGAUGAAAGCUUCCGGGAAUUGAGUCCAGUGUCAUUUCAAUACAGGAUAGGUGAAAAUGGUGAUCCCAAAGCCUUCUUAAUAGAGAUUUCCUGGACAGAAACAUAUCCCCAAACACCUCCAAUUAUAUCUAUGAACGCUUUUUUUAACAACACCAUAUCAUCGGCUGUAAAGCAGAGCAUAUUAGCCAAGUUACAGGAAGCAGUGGAGGUCAAUCUUGGGACCGCCAUGACCUACACAUUGUUUGAAUAUGCCAAGGACAAUAAGGAGCAGUUCAUGGAGAAUCACCAGCCCGUGAAUUCUACGAUACCCAUAAGCAGUAUCAUCUCCGUUGAAACUCCUAAUACAGCCCCAUCGAGUAAGAAAAAAGAAAAAAAAGAACAGCUUUCAAAAGCACAGAAACGUAAGCUGGCAGAUAAAACAGAUCACAAAGGAGAACUGCCUCGAGGAUGGAACUGGGUUGAUGUGGUGAAGCAUUUAAGCAAAACUGGCUCUAAAGAUGAUGAAUAGUACUUGGAAUUGAAGACAAGGGAAGAACAUCCUUUAAGAAGUAAACUGGGUUCAAAAUCCUUCAUUACUCUUUUCUGGUAUUGAGGUGGCUUUUUAUAAAACAGAAUUUUUUUGUAUGUUUCUUAUGUAAAAAACGUUUUAAGCUGAAAGUUCAUGAAGAGAUCUGGUUGUAUUAAAUUAUUUUCACAAACUUGCCUUAAUAAAAGGUGAAAUGUUACUGUUUAGUAUACUUUAUGAAGAUGGUUGAGCUUUGUAAAUGGACAAAAUGGGAAAUAAUAAAUAAUCAAUGUGAAUUUAUAUGCUCUUAUUCUAGUGGAUGUGAUAUUUUUUAAAGGAGUAGGAAGCCCUUUUGAAACUCUCACCCCAGUGGAUCAGAAUAUUGAGUACACAGUUACUCUGUGGCAUGAUCCAUAUUAAUAGACUUCUCGUCUUAAUAAAGUCUUCAUCUCUUCUUUCUCUUAAUUACUGAAGCAUAAAUUGCUCCAGAGAAAUUUAAAUACUAAUAUUUGGACUUUUACAUAAUAUUCUUUGUAGUUCCUUUUUAUUUUUCGAGGGUGAACUGCUUCUUUUUAGUAAAUGAGUAUCUGUUCAUCCUGUUCCUUUGGGUCAUGAUAUUUGCCCGUGAGAGUUUUCAGCCAUAUGUGGAAUAGGAGAAUAUAAAAAUAAAUCUGCCAAAUGCAUUCAAAAGCAUUUGAAUAGAAGUGCUGGUUCCCACUGAAAACAUUUCUCUUUGCUGCAUAUACCAAGAUGGGAGUAAAAGAUGCCUUAAUAUUUAAUUUUUGUAUUGUUGGAGACAAUGGUUUUAAUAAAUUCCUGUUUAUCUGCUACUGUGUGGUUUUGGUUGUCUGGUAACAGGUCUCCU
Messenger RNA from Odobenus rosmarus divergens (Pacific walrus), 1634 nucleotides. It is a transcript of the gene RWDD4, whose product is annotated as RWD domain containing 4. The record is from RefSeq and is a predicted model, not a curated record. The transcript is spliced from 8 exons. Bases 206 to 772 code for a protein of 188 amino acids. Gene Ontology annotation, molecular function: protein binding. NCBI's taxonomy places the organism in Eukaryota, Metazoa, Chordata, Mammalia, Carnivora, Odobenidae.